AUGAAUCUCGCACUGAUAGACCCAUUUCAACUGGCACAAGACUCUCCGGAUGCUCUCACAAAUGAUCUCAGAUGUGGCCAUGCCACCACUCUUCGAUUCAGUCGAAAGGGUGAUUACCUGGCAUCAGGGAGAGUAGAUGGCAAAGUUGUGAUAUGGGAUAUGGAAACGUUCGGUGUCGCCAUGAGACUUGUGGGUCAUUGGAAACAAAUUCAAAGUCUCAGCUGGUCUCGAGAUGGCCGGUAUCUUCUCACUUCAUCUCAAGAUUGUCGCGCCUGUCUUUGGGAUUUACAAACCCAGCAACGGAUACGGACUGUCAAGUUCGAGGCACCAAUCUAUACGGCAGAACUUCAUCCAUACAAUCACAACCUUUUCGUAGCCUCGUUGUUCGAGGACCGCCCCUACCUUGUUGACAUCACGAACCCAGAGUGCAUCAAGAAAAUCCUACCCACCACUCCUCUUAAUGACGGCGAGAGUGUCUCUCGGUCCGAGAACAAGCAAGCCACCACCUCAGCCAUAUUCUCUGUCCUCGGCAAUCACAUCAUCACAGGCACAUCGAAGGGGUACAUAAACAUCCUCGAAACAGAAACCCGGAAAAUCAUUCACUCCACGAAAAUCUCAUCGGGCUUGAUCUCGCUGCUCCGUCUGACAUCCAACGGUCGCCAGCUCCUCGCCAACAGCACUGACCGUAUCAUUCGUACCAUCAACCUACCUGAUCUUUCUCUCAUCACGCCUUCGACUGCUCCACCGUUCGAGCCUACCAGCGAAGACGAUGCUCCCGACCCAGCCACGUUGGCUGAAAACAUUGUCCUCACCACAGAACACAAAUUCCAGGACCUGGUGAACCGUCUGCGUUGGAAUCAUUGUGCUUUCAGUCAUUCAUCGACUACUGGCAUUGCCGACUAUGUCACUGCAUCGACGUACAUGAAAAAGGACAUUUACAUUUGGGAGUUACGCACGAAUUCACUGCUUCGCAUUCUCGAGAACCGUGAGGAGCCCGCUAUCAUCGAAUGGCAUCCAUCGCGGCCGUUGCUUGCCUGUACGAGCAUCGAAACGGGGAGCAUACAAAUAUGGGGCAUAGAACCACAACAAAAGUGGUCAGCGCUUGCGCCGGACUUCACCGAAGUGACCGAGAAUGUUGAAUACGUGGAGCGCGAAGAUGAGUUCGACACGUACCCAAAGGAAGAGCACCAAAAACGACGUCUCGAUCGAGAAGACGAAGUUGUGGAUGUUUUGACCGUGGAAAGAAAAAUGGGCGAAGAAGAGAGCUUCGUUCUACCAAUGCUAUAUAAUGUCGAGGACAGCGAUGGAGAUGACCAGGAACUGGUGCGUAUGGGCGUUGGCACCAUGAGGAAAAAGGAUUUUCACGAGGGCAAGGAGUACGAGAACGAAGCUGAUGAGCCAGCCAAAGCUGCUCGCAAGCGAAAGUAUUAG
This is a messenger RNA of Exophiala spinifera, 1431 nucleotides long. RefSeq lists its product as uncharacterized. Gene Ontology annotation, molecular function: protein binding. The coding region runs from base 1 to 1431 and encodes 476 amino acids. The record is from RefSeq and is a predicted model, not a curated record. Gene Ontology annotation, cellular component: Set1C/COMPASS complex. The transcript is spliced from 3 exons. NCBI's taxonomy places the organism in Eukaryota, Fungi, Ascomycota, Eurotiomycetes, Chaetothyriales, Herpotrichiellaceae.